AUGGGGCUCAAUAACGCGACUACGCGAGUGAGGUUAAAACUCCAAUAAGCGCCAACAGAUUUUUCUCUCUCAUGCGCAAGCGCAAUUACUUCCAUGCGAAAUGCUCAUACCCCACACUUCCGUAUAGAUUCACCGAACUUUCGAAGCGAAAGAAGGCAUAGCAGACUCUUAAAAUACUUCGAAAAGUCGGUCGAUCGAGAGAGAAAAGACUCAGAAAAUCCUGAACAAUUGAUCAAAUUGACUUUUUUUCCGGUUAUUUCAUCCAUUGGAGUCUUGAUUCAUAAGAGUAGAUCCUCUUCCUUCAAUGCCUUGUCUUCUCAAUACUCCAUUUUAGGAAAUUCUGAGUUAUUUCCAGUUUCAAUCUCUCUUUUUUUCAAAAUUCAAACCUAUAAAUUUGCUCCAGGGUUUUUCGAUCCAAAACCCCCUCUUUCUCUCUCGAUUGCCACUUUCCUGUUAGUGAAUUCGUGAAGACACAUCUGGGAAUCAGAAGCUGCAAUUCAGGACAUAUCUGGAUGGAGUUUGUACUGAAACUCUAACAAGUUCAAGGAAAGAGGGGCGUCCCCUUUGUUUAUUUUUCUGGUAUUAUUUCUAACUGUUGGGGACUAGAGGAUCAUAUUAUCCGGCACGGGGAUGAAUUGUGUCAUCCUAUUGAAGAGGGAGUAGAUGGUUUGUGUGUGAUGACCACCUAUUGAUGUUUCAAAUUGGAUCGCACUACUGAUCACUGACUACUUAGAGCUUGCACCAUAUCAGUUUCUGAGUUAUACUCGGGGCAUGUUGAGUAUUCCCCAUAAAGUUCUGUUUAUUACAACUGUUGCAUAAGUGAACUUGCAGAUUUAAGGGUAUCAUUGUAAGUGCAAAGAAAUCAACUGACAACAUUCCCAUCCUGCACGGCAGACCUACCAGCUUAAUACAGCAGUUCUAUUUGAUUGUAUCAUUGUGAUAAUCUGAGUUUGUCCAUGAAUCUCUGCCGGAUGCUAAUUGAUUGACCAAUUCAUACUCAGUUUCAGUUUAUUGAUCUCAAUUCCAUAUGGAUGCAGAAUCACAUAGUAUUUCCCAGGAGUUGGUGUUCCCAGAGCUUGGCCCAAUGAACAGUGUAGUAGUUCACCAUUCGGACCAGCUGGAGGGACAUUGUGCCAUAUGCUGGAGAGUCAUUUCUCCGGAUAACGAAAUAAAUGAGGGCUCUGAAACAAAUAGCCUGUGCGGGGACUGUAAGUGUAUGCUUCUUGAAGAUAUUGACACAAACAUACGAGAUUCUCAUCAUAGAAGUACAGAUGGGGGCAGAGUCAGAUACAGCAGGAGUUCUGAGUCAAUUGAGGAUCUUUUUUCGCAACAAUUCUCUCAUCUGAUUAAUUUGGUCAGGCAGAAUCAGUACUCUGUCCCCAUUUCUUCCUCGGAACAUGAGGUUCAACUGACUAAUGGUGAUACUGCUACAAGGGUGUUGCAGCGUACAAGCUCUCGAACUACUCCAAGUGGGUCUAGGAGAUGGAGGAGGGUGCUGUCUGACAAUGAAAGUGAAGUCUUUGAUAACUUGGAUUCUGUUUUUGGGGAGAGUGAAUCCAAUGUAAGCUUUAGUGGGUAUGGAGCUUUCCAUACUGAGAGCGAUGCAGUUUCUUUCAGUGCUUAUGGUGGGGAGUCUGAUGCUUCCGUGGAUGGUCAUGGUUUACUGGACAGAGAGAUGUUCCUCCAUCCAGAUGAUGGAAGUGAUAUAGAUAGUGAUACUGAUAUAGACCCAAUGCACGCUGGGCUAAAUCAAUGGAAUUUAGAUGACCCACAAGAUGGUGAAUGGGAAGAAGCUGAUGCUGAGGGAAGCACCGUUGAGACUACAGAAGCAGAAGGUUGGAUCCAGGAUGCUCACAUCAGGAGUCCAACUGAAAAUAAUGCUCCCAUAAACUGGUUUAGAGGGAUUAAUUCACCUGAAAGUAGGGGCUUGAUUCAUUUGAGAUUUCGUGAAAGUAGACACACGUACAUCCCUGACAUCUUCACAAGCUUGGAGGAAUCAGAUGUACGACCCUACUACGUAGGGAAUCCUGGCGACUAUCUUGAUACAAGAGGGUUUGAAGAACUUCUCGAGCAACUUGCAGAGACUGACAGCUUCAGACGAGGGGCACCUCCAGCAUCUGCCAACUUUGUGGAAUGUCUACCCCUCGUCGUCAUAAAUGAGGAACAUGAGAAGCUUGGGAGUCUAGUCUGUGCAGUGUGCAAGGAUUCCAUACUCGUUGGUACUGAAGCUAACCGACUCCCAUGCAUGCACCUGUACCAUCCUUCCUGUAUCUUGCCGUGGUUGAGUGCUAGGAACUCAUGCCCUCUUUGUCGUUAUGAGCUUCCAACUGAUGACAAGGAUUAUGAGGAUGGGAAGCACAACACUGGUAGUGGAGUAGGAAUUCAUGAAAUCCAACCACAGGACCAAGGCAACGAAAGCUCCUCUGAUUUUUCUGAUGAUUCUGAGACAGAUGAACUAAGUGACAUUAGUAAUGGAAGAACAGAGGGGGGAGAAUUGGUUAAUGGAGAAUGUGCUACUGAUACCUCUGGGAGAGAAACUAGAAGAGGAGGGUGGUUUUUCUUUGCCGCGGCUCCAAUUGUCAGCCUUGUUGGUAUUGUUCUUGUUUUGUGGUUCCGGAAUCCUCUUGUGGAGAGAAGAGGGCCAAGAGGACGCCAUGCCUUCCCUGAGCAGGUUCAGCAACAUGUUGGUAGGACCCCUAUGCAUGACCAGAGGGGGAAUAGGAGCAGGAGAUGGUGGCCAUUCUUCUAAUAAGUUGUGAGUAAAGCUUUGUUUGGCCUGGGAUCACUGAUUGCUAAAUGCUUAUGUUUUUUUUUGUGAUGGUGGUUGAGGUAAGUUCUUUGAUUUGCAUUGGCAACGUUCAGAAUGAGAUUUUCUGCUUUUUCUUCGCAUGUAUUAAUAUUUGUGUGGGAGGAAGCUUCAACCGUUUUGGUUCUUAUGGAGGUCACCACUUUGUGUCCCUAGUGUUUCCAUAUCCAUUUUCUCAAGGGUUUGUGCAUAUUUUCUUGAUCAAUGACGCAUCAAAUACUCUCUUAAGAGUAGGACGAAGCUUGGAAAGCAUUGUUGAUGAUAAAUAUUGUUUGAUAAAGGAAAGAAGCAACAUAAAAUGUA
This is a messenger RNA of Macadamia integrifolia, 3109 nucleotides long. RefSeq names its product E3 ubiquitin-protein ligase Praja-2. The record is from RefSeq and is a predicted model, not a curated record. Lineage: Eukaryota; Viridiplantae; Streptophyta; Magnoliopsida; Proteales; Proteaceae. Bases 1028 to 2749 code for a protein of 573 amino acids. Gene Ontology annotation, molecular function: ubiquitin protein ligase activity. The transcript has 4 exons. Gene Ontology annotation, cellular component: cytoplasm. Gene Ontology annotation, biological process: protein ubiquitination.